AUGUCCAAUUUUGUUAAGCAUCAAUUUAAUUAUUUUGCAACAGAACAAAAUCAGUAUGUGGAAGAAAAUUUUGGACCAGGAUUUCCGAGCAUUUAUGAACUAUCAACAGAAAUGUCUUUGCUCUUUAUUAAUUCACAUUAUAGUUUAAAUGGUAUCCAACCUUUCACUCCAGCAGUUAUCGAAGUGGGAGGCCUCCACAUUGACGAUUCCGAAGAAAAACUUAUACCGGUGCUGCAAUCAUGGCUGGAUGAAAAAACCCUGAAAGCUUUUUAUGCUACUUUUAAAAAUAUAUCACCUGUUCUUGUUUUAAUGAAAAUUGCAAGGCCGAAGGAAUUGCUGCCUGGUCUUCCAAAAAAUGUUAAAACUCAUCCAUGGCUUCCCCAAGUUCAAGUUUUGAAACAUAAGAAUGUGCAAGUCUUUGUGACCCACGGUGUGAUGGGAACGUUGGAAUCGAUCUACGCUGGAGUUGCAAUGGUCGGAAUACCCCUCUUUGGGGAUCAAAUUAAUAAUAUUAACUCAUAUAAAAAGAAGAAAAUGGCAGUCUCCUUAGACUUUAGAAAUAUCACUGAAACUGCUUUCACUGAGGCUAUCAACACGAUUUUAAAAGAUUCCGAUUGUAGAAAUAACAUUGAGAGGGCAUCUAAACUUUAUUAUGAUAGCCUAACCACUCCUCAAGAAACGGCCGUUUUUUGGACAGAAUACGUCAUAAGACAUGGAAAUGUGCUACGGUCUCCAGCGGUAGAUUUGAAAUGGUAUCAAGUCCAAUUAUUGAAUGUUUAUGGUUUUCUCGUAUUUAUUAUCUUAUUUGUUUUUUACAUUAUUUUUUUUGAUGGUAAGAACUUCAAUCAGAUGUGUCUGUAG
Messenger RNA from Belonocnema kinseyi, 861 nucleotides. RefSeq names its product UDP-glucuronosyltransferase 2A3-like. The record is from RefSeq and is a predicted model, not a curated record. Lineage: Eukaryota; Metazoa; Arthropoda; Insecta; Hymenoptera; Cynipidae. Gene Ontology annotation, molecular function: UDP-glycosyltransferase activity.